Aspergillus bombycis is the source of this 765-nucleotide messenger RNA. RefSeq names its product putative short chain dehydrogenase/oxidoreductase. Gene Ontology annotation, cellular component: intracellular anatomical structure. The transcript is spliced from 2 exons. Gene Ontology annotation, molecular function: oxidoreductase activity, acting on NAD(P)H, oxygen as acceptor. The record is from RefSeq and is a predicted model, not a curated record. Lineage: Eukaryota; Fungi; Ascomycota; Eurotiomycetes; Eurotiales; Aspergillaceae. The coding region runs from base 1 to 765 and encodes 254 amino acids.
AUGCCUCCAAAGGACUCGGUCAAGAAUGGGCAUCGUUUUAAGGAAUUCGACCUCAAUGACCGCGUCUACGCCAUCACCGGCGGCGGAAGAGGACUCGGUCUCGCCAUGGCCGAAGCCCUAAUGGAAGCCGGAGCCAAAGGAGCACGCAGAGACCAACUACGGCGGCAGCUGGAGUACUACCGAAUCGACGUCCGCGACGACGCAGAAGUAAACAACGUGUUCGCUGAGAUUGCCGGCCAACACAAGCGUCUGGACGGUCUGAUCGCCGCAGCCGGAAUCAACCAUCUCCAGAGCGCCCUCGAGCACUCCCAAACCGCCAUGAACGAAGUUAUGCAGAUUAACUACAACGGAGUGUUUAACUCCGCCACCGCCGCCGCCCGCCAGAUGUUCAACUACCAGCAGAAGGGCUCCAUCCUGCUCAUCGCGAGCAUGAGUGGCCUCAUCGCCAACAAGGGCAUGACUUCCCCUGUCUACAACUCUUCCAAAGCGGCUGUCAUUCAGCUGGCCCGUUCUCUGGCAAUGGAAUGGGGCCGUCACGGUAUCCGUGUGAACAGUCUGUGCCCCGGUCACAUCAUCACCCCCAUGGUCGAGCAGGUGUUCCAGCAGAACCCGGCUUCUCGGGCUGUCUGGGAGGCAGAGAACAUGCUUGGGCGAUUGGCGUACCCUGAGGAAUUCAGAGGCGCUGCGCUCUUCGCUCUCAGUGAUGCUAGCAGCUUUAUGACGGGGAGCACGAUGCUCAUUGAUGGUGGCCACACCGCGUGGUAA